CAAUCCUCAUAAUUGCAAGGAAGAAAAAUCGACCGAACCCUAAUCUCAUUUUCGCGCCCUUUUCUCUUCUCUCUUCCUCACAACCCAAAAACCCAAACCCUAGACCCCCAAUCCAACAGCAAAAAGCCCCUUCCACGCUCCGCCAAUGGCGGAUCGAUCGGCCAAACGCCGCAAGAUCCCACCUUCGGACGCCGAUCGAAGGGGAGAAGACGACUAUUUGCCCGGCAACAUCGUGGAGAUCGAGAUCCACAACUUCAUGACCUACGAUCACUUAAUCUGCCGCCCUGCUUCUCGUCUCAACCUCGUCAUUGGCCCUAAUGGCUCCGGCAAGAGUUCUCUUGUCUGCGCCAUUGCCCUCGGCCUCGGCGGAGAACCUCAGAUUCUUGGAAGGGCGGCAAGUAUCGGGGCAUUUGUCAAGAGAGGGGAGGAGAGAGGUUACAUAAAGAUAUCGCUGCGAGGGUUCACGGCGGAGGAUAAGGUUACGAUUGCGAGGAAAAUUGAUACUCAUAAUAAAUCAGAGUGGAUGCUUAAUGGUGUAGCAGCACCAAAGCGAGACGUUGUUGAAAUUAUUCAAAAGUUCAAUAUCCAAGUCAACAAUUUGACCCAAUUCUUGCCGCAAGACCGGGUAUGUGAGUUUGCGAAGCUAACUCCAAUUCAACUUCUAGAAGAGACCGAAAAAGCUGUUGGAGACCCUGAAUUGCCAGUUCAACAUCAUGCACUAGUUGAUAAAAGCCAUGCACUUAAGAGACUAGAAGUGACUGUAAAACAAAAUAGAGAGACUCUGAAUCAACUGAAGGCUCUAAAUGCUGAACAAGAAAAAGAUGUAAAGCGCGUUCGUCAGAGAAAUCAACUUCUUAAAAAGGCUGAAUUAAUGAAAAAGAAACUUCCAUGGCUUAAAUAUGAUCUGAAGAAAACAGAAUAUCAGGAUGCCAAAAAACGAGAGACUGAAUCCAAGAAAAAACUUGAUGAAGCAGCUAAAAUCUUGAGUGACCUCAAGGCACCUAUAGAGGAGAAAAGGAAAACAAAAGCAAUUCACGAAUCAAGUAGCAAAAAGAUAAACAAUCAAAUAAACCUAAAUGCAAAAAGACGCUCUGAAAAUUUGGAGAUGGAAGCUAAGAUGGCAAUACAAGUGCGUGCAAAAUAUACAGAUAUGGACGAUUUAAAAAGGCAAGAGGAGUCUCGUCUGCAAAGGAUGGUGAGAGCCAAGGAGGAUCUUAUUACCGCUGAAAGAGAACUUGAAGAGCUUCCAGUAUAUAAACCACCAAAAGAUGAACUGGAAAGGUUGGGCACUCAAAUUUUGGAUCUAGAACUGAGUGCGAAGCAAUUAAGGAUGCAUGGGAGGGAGAAAGAACAACUCCUGCAGCAAAGAAAAUUUUCCUUGAUGCAAAAUAAAGAUAGAUUGAAGGAGAUGGAAAAUAGCAAUAACAAGCUUCUUCAGGCAUUACAGAGGUGUGGUGCAGAUAAAAUAUUUGAGGCCUAUAAUUGGGUACAAGAACAUCGGAAUGAAUUAAGGAAAGAAGUAUACGGUCCGGUCCUUCUUGAGGUGACUGUUCCUAAUCGGAGCCACACAGCAUACUUGGAGAGCCAUGUUCCUAAUUAUAUUUGGAAGUCCUUUAUCACCCAGGAUUCUUCUGAUAGAGAUUUCUUGGUUCGAAAUUUGAAGUCUUAUGAUGUUCCAAUUCUCAAUUAUACAGAGGAUAGAUUCAAUAACCAAAUGCCUUUCAGCAUUUCCAAUGAGAUGCAUGAGCUUGGCAUCCAGUCUCGCCUUGAUCAAGUAUUUGAUGCUCCCAACGCUGUGAAGGAUGUCUUGAUUAGCCAAGCUCACUUGGACAAAUCAUAUAUAGGGUCAGAUGAAACUGACCGUAGAGCUGAUGAGGUAUCAAAAUUAGGGAUUAUGGAUCUUUGGACUCCGGAAAGUCAUUAUCGAUGGUCUGCCUCAAGAUAUGGCGGUCACGUUUCUGCAAUUGUCGAGCCUGUUCAUCCUUCUCGUCUUUUUAUGUGUAGUGUUGAUAUUAGUGGCAUAGAGAACCUCAAAUCAAAGAAAACUGAACUGGAAAAUACUAUUGCAGAGUUGGAGGAAAGCUUGAGAGUCCUUCAUGCUGAACAAAGGCAGUUGGAAGACGAAGCAGCCAAAUUACAGAGAGAUCGGGAGAGUAUUCAUAAACGAAAUAAUGAUGAGAAAAGAAAACGUCGUGAGAUGGAAAGUCGUGUGGAGCAAAGGAGAAGGAAGCUGGAAGCCCUGAUGGGAGAUGAAGAUCUUACUUCAGCUACUCAAAAACUCAUUGAUCAAACUGUCCAAUUGAAUGAGCAAAGAUUCCAAUUGGCAAUGAAGAUUAAGAGUUUGCUUAUUGAGGCCAUUUCUUUAAAGUGGAGUUUUGCGGAAAAGCAAAUGACGUCAAUUGAAUUUGACACAAAGAUCAGGGAAAUGGAAGCCGAUCUAAAGCAACAGGAGAAAUUUGCUCUUAAUGCAGCCACACACUACGAGAAUUGUAAAAAGGAUACCGAGGAUUAUAGGCAGCAACUAUUUGAUGCUAAACGUCAUGCAGAAUCAGUAGCCAUCAUCACAGAAGAUCUCGCUAAAGAAUUUCUUGAGAUGCCUGCCACUAUAGAGGAAUUAGAAGCUUCUAUUCAAGAUAAUAUCUCAGAAGCAAAUUCUAUCUUGUUUCUCAAUCAGAAUAUUCUUCAAGAAUAUGAGAGCCGUCAGCGAAAGAUAGAGUCCAUGGAGACUAAAGUUGAAGCAGAUCAACAAGAACUAGAUAGAUGUUUAUCUGAAAUAAACACCUUAAAGUGUUUGUGGCUCCCAACACUUCGAAACCUUGUUGUCAGGAUUAACGAGACUUUCAGCCGUAACUUUCAAGAAAUGGCUGUAGCUGGAGAAGUUUUACUUGAUGAGCAUGAGACAGAUUUUGAUAAAUAUGGCAUACUAAUAAAAGUGAAGUUCAGGGAAUCAGGACAGCUUCAAGUACUGAGUGCCCACCAUCAAUCAGGAGGGGAACGAUCUGUUUCAACUAUUCUGUAUCUUGUUUCGCUUCAAGAUCUCACAAAUUGUCCUUUUCGUGUUGUUGACGAGAUAAAUCAAGGAAUGGACCCCGUAAAUGAGAGGAAAAUGUUCCAACAACUUGUCAGAGCAGCAAGUCAAGAAAAUACACCACAGUGUUUCUUGUUGACACCAAAGUUAUUACCUGAUCUCGAGUACAGCGAUGCUUGUAGCAUUUUGAACAUCAUGAAUGGCCCCUAUAUUGAGAAACCCUCCCAAGUCUGGAGCUGCGGCGAGAAUUGGGGGACAGUGAUUGGCUUGGUAGGAGAGGGUUUGAGCUGAACAGCUCCUGUAGAUCUUGUAUUUAAAAGGAAGAAUCGAGCAUAUUUUUAUUCAUGAACUCCUUUAAUCUUAUUGUAUCAUAUUUGCCACCCACUCCAUGUUUUGAAUUGUAAUCAAGCUCGGGCGACGUUAAAUUUUAAUAUCACCCUUCCCUCGUUAUUUAUAUUUCUAACUAUAGUUACACAUUUGACAAUUGACUCACUUUUUGAAGAAAUGUAGUACUGCAGCCGCAGUAAAAAACUACUUAGUUUUUUC
Molecule: messenger RNA, 3574 nt
Organism: Asparagus officinalis (garden asparagus)
Lineage: Eukaryota; Viridiplantae; Streptophyta; Magnoliopsida; Asparagales; Asparagaceae
Product: structural maintenance of chromosomes protein 5
Exons: 28
Coding region: 146-3319 (1057 amino acids)
Biological process (GO): double-strand break repair via homologous recombination
Cellular component (GO): Smc5-Smc6 complex
Molecular function (GO): ATP binding; ATP hydrolysis activity
Source: RefSeq, a predicted model, not a curated record